AUGAGUUCAUCGAAAAUCACUAAAAAUAAAGAUCCCAAUUCUUUACUUAAUUUACAAUAUGAAUAUUUAAUUGUAAAUAAACUUAAAUCAAUUAUAACUCAAGGUAAUCUAUAUAAUUUGAUUAUAGACACUAAAAUAGAACCAAUAUUAUAUAGAAUCAUAUCAAAACAACAUUUGCUUCGUUUAGUAACUUCUAUAGAAUUUAUUGAUGCUAAAAGGAAACCAAAUAAAUUUAUGUCUGCCAUUUAUUUAGUUGAUUUAACAAUUUAUAAUAUGAAAUGUAUUAUAACUGAUGUUCAAAAGAAUAGAUAUAAAUCAGGUCAUGCCUUAUUCUUGGCUACUCCAACUGAUCCAAAAACCAUUCAUUUCUUUAAAUCAAAUCAAUUUAUGGGAAAUGAACAAAUAUUCAAUUAUUUUAAUCAAUCUGAUUCAAUCAAAUUCAUUCAAAUUGGAUUAUAUCCUGAAGAAUCAAGAGUCUUUUUAACUGAUAAUAAAACUAAAAACUCAAUGCCAAUUUAUUUUAAUGAUAAUUGUUCGGAAUUAGUAAGACAUCAAAUUAAAUUAGCUGCUAGAUCUUUACUCAAUUUAAUGAUUAUAACUGGAGAAUUUCCAUUUGUUAGAUAUUAUAGUCCUCAACAUCCAACUCAUAGAGCUAGUACUUUAUGUGAAUUUAUUGCAGAAGAAUUCCAACGACAAAUUGAUGAAUAUUGUCGUGUAAAUGAUGAUUAUCCACCACCUUAUACUCCCGAUAAACCAAGAUCAAUAUUAUUGAUUACUGAUAGAACAUUAGAUUUAUAUGCUCCAUUAUUACAUGAAUUCACUUAUCAAGCAAUGGCUAUGGAUAUAGUUGAAUCUUUAGAAAGAAAUGGGGUAUAUAAAUAUUCAGCUGAAAAUGAAGCUGGUGAAAAGAUGGAUAUUGAAGCAAAAUUGGAUGAUGAAGAUGAUGAAGAUUGGAUAAAUAUUCGUCAUUUACAUAUUAUUGAAAGUUCAGAAAUUAUAUUUAAUAAAAUUAGUGAAUUAAUUAAAAAUAAUCCUUUAAUGAUUGAUCGUUCUAAAGCAUCAACAUCAUCUGAUUUAAUGUAUAUUGUGGCCCAUUUAAAGGGGUUUGAUGAAGAAAGAAAGAAAUUAACUUUACACAAGACAUUAAUUGAUGAAUGUUUAGAUUUGAAUGCUGAUCGAAAAUUGGCAGAAUUGGCAGCUGAUUUUGAACAAACAUGUUGUGCCCAAGGGGUUAAUUUUGAGGGGGAACGAAACAGACAUUUACAUGAUGAUUUAAUUGUAUUAUUAAGUCGUGAUGAUUUGCAUAUAAAUGAUAAAAUGAGAUUAAUCUUAAUCUAUGCAUUUUAUCGUGGAGGAUUAAUUGAAUCCGAUUUUAAAAAAUUAACAAAAUUCAUUGGGGUAAAUGAUUUACAAAUUAUUGGAUUAAUAAGUCGAUGUUUUGUCAAUCUUGCCAAAUUGGGAUUCCCGGUGAUUAAACCUUCCAUUAAGGAUAAACCAAUGACAAAACAUACUUUCCAUCGCAUAAAUAAUGAAGGAACAUAUAAUACUUCCAGAUUUCAACCUGCUUUAAAGAAUGUCUUGACAAAUCUAACAAGAUUUCAACUUGACGAAGAGUGGUUCCCAUAUUUCAGAGAUAAACCAUUAGUUAACGAUAUUCCUGACAAAAAAUCUCAUUCAUCAACCAAUUCCUCAAAUUCUUCGGCCACUUUACCAACGUCAGGAUCAUUACGUAAUCCAAGAAUCAAAGCACAAUGGGCAUCUUCAGCAUCACUCAGACAUGCCAAUUCCUUGACUUCAACCAGAAGUCUGUCCAGUAUCCCCAAACAAAGAAUCUUUGUUUAUGUAGCCGGUGGGAUCACUUAUUCAGAAAUGAGAAGUGUAUAUGAAUUAUCCCAUGAAUUGGGAAGGGAUAUGUAUAUUGGUAGUGAAUCUAUAAUCAACCCUCGUGAUUUCUUGAUUGGAUUACAAGAUGUGGAUACGAAUAAAGGAAUUAGAGAUUUAGAAUUGAAUUUAUCACGAGAAUUGGAGAAGGCUGAGAGUGAGAUUCCGAGAUAUUUAUAUGAGGAUGAAAGACCACCGGCUCCUCCGGUACAACUGCCUGCCGUUACAAAGAUGAAUCAAUUUGAUGAACAGGUGAGAAAACAACAACAGAUGAGCAGCAGUAGUGGUGCUGGUACUGGUCCAGGAUUGUAUAGAAAGAGAAGUGAUUUGAGUACAGGGAAUAGUUCUAUGGCUGAUAGUAAUGGGAAGAGUAAAGAAAAGAAAAAGACAUCUAGACUUAAGAAGUUGUUUAGUUAG
Hemisphaericaspora subhashii is the source of this 2298-nucleotide messenger RNA. It is a transcript of the gene SEC1, whose product is annotated as Sec1p. The transcript has a single exon. Gene Ontology annotation, molecular function: syntaxin binding. Lineage: Eukaryota; Fungi; Ascomycota; Pichiomycetes; Serinales; Debaryomycetaceae. Bases 1 to 2298 code for a protein of 765 amino acids. Gene Ontology annotation, cellular component: secretory granule; plasma membrane. The record is from RefSeq and is a predicted model, not a curated record. Gene Ontology annotation, biological process: intracellular protein transport; vesicle-mediated transport.